GCAGAAUCCGAGUCAGGUCAUGCCUCGCGGCUGCACGACUGCACACUGCGAUAUCCGCGAUCACGGAGGCGCUGUAAUUAGCGGACUUAGUGCUGGUGCAGCCGACACGUGAGUCCCCGCCGAAGGCGCGCGUGCGCUCUAACCACCGCGCGGCAACGGCUUCGCAAAGUGGCAGCUCAGAGAACUAAAAGACAUCAGUGUGCGAGACACAGCUCCACCGGAGGACACGCACCGUGCACCCUCUCUCUCUCUCUCUCAGCCGCGCGUGGGUCGUGGAAGAAUAACGGACGAUCAGCAGCAGCAGUGAUGAACGAAAGGAUAGCGCAUUUCCAGGACAGACAGUUCAUGGAGCACGCAGACUUCUUGGGGAUGGAUUACUCUUCUCUAUACGUGUGCAAAUCCAAACGAGGAAUCAAACGAGAGGACGGAAAGGACGCCUACAAGUUGCCGCACCGGUUGAUAGAGAAGAAGAGAAGAGACAGAAUCAACGAAUGCAUCGGACAGCUGAAGGAUUUGUUGCCCGAACAUCUGAAGCUGUCGACGCUCGGACACUUGGAGAAAGCCGUGGUUCUGGAGUUGACGCUGAAACACUUGAACGCGCUGACUGCGGUCACCGAGCAGCAGCACCAGAAGAUUAUCGCUUUGCAGAGCGGAGACCGCUCCAUGAAAUCCUCCCUUCACGCGGAUCUGGACGCGUUCCACUCUGGGUUCCAGGCCUGCGCCAAAGAGGUCCUGCAGUACCUCAGCCAGUUUGAAAACUGGACGACACGCGAGCAGAGAUGCGCGCAACUCAUCAACCACCUCCAUAAGGUGCUGGCGCAGUUCCAGCAGCAGCUCCCCGCCAGCGGUGACGCACAACAGGACCGCGAACCCGCGCACAAAUGCGACAGCCAGGCCAACUGCGUCCCGGUCAUCCAGAGGACCCAAACCGGGGAGCUUACCGAGAACGACACGGACACGGACAGUGGAUACGGCGGCGAGGCCGAGAAGAGCGAAGGCAAAGAGAAAGAAUGCGAGCGCGUCAAGGCGCAGGGACACAAGGCGGUAAAGGUCAAGCAAGAGUUUGGAGACAACCGCGCCGCCAAGAAACAGAUGAGCUGGAGCGGAAGCGGCGGCGCGGACGCGUCCAGGCCCGAUUUGGCGUUUAUGAACUCUCUGAUGGGGAUGAGCGGUGUGGGACAGCAGACACCGAUAUGCAUGCCUUUUUACCUCAUCAACCCCUCCGCCGCGGCGUCCUACAUGCCUUUUUUCGACAAAACUAACAUGGACAAGUACGUGUACCCUGCCGCGCUCGCGUCCCCGUUCCCGUGGCUGUACCCGACGCACGCGUCAGCGGCGGCAGCAGCCGCCGCCGGCUUUCCCGGUUUGUCUGCGCACUUUGGAACGUCUCCGCAGUCAAAGGACUCCCACGGCGCAGACAGCGACGCCUCCAUGGAGGCUGACGGAGCCGAGGAGAGAGAAGAAAGUCCCGCCAGUGACGACGGCGACGGUGACGCAGACGAAAGGUCCCAGGAGGGCCUGAUCGAGCCCCAACAGCAGCCGUGCGCCUGUCAGCCCAGUUAAACCGCCCGUGCGUCCUGCUGAAGAGUUGAUGUAUUCUGCUUUCUUUUACGAGUAUUUCUCACAGGCUAAUAUAUCUUUGGCAAAACAGUUGUGGAAGCUUGUGCCUUUUGCACUCUGAUCAAUCAAUUUGAAUGAUUAUCGACAAUGAUUGACGUCCAUGCACAACAAUGUAGUUUUUUUUUUAAUAUCUUCUUUAAUAAGUAUUUUAAAAUGGCAACACUGGUGCCAAAACUUUUCAGUUGGGUAAAAGUGUGCAAUAUUCUAAUCAGUGAGUCACUUUGGAUGUACAGAAGCUGCAACUGACCUCUGCCAAGGUUAUAAACAGCUUUGACUGUAAAUAUAAUGACCUGGAUGACGGGCUGAGUCAUGAACACGUGACUAAAGUGGGCUCUGACACCAUAAAGUACCUCUGCUUUGAUUUGGAGGCACAAAAAUAAUCAAUUCCACACCUCAGCAUUAAAGUCACCACUGGUUUCAUCGUGAAAAACACAAAAUCGGGGAGUUUCUUCCUCUGGCCGUUCUGAGGUCACUCUGGGUCACAUAAAAACAAACUCUUCCUUGACACCCUGAAGCAUAUUCAGUGGCCUGUGAUUCCAGGAAGCAUUGUAGGAUAGCACCUUAUAGAUCUUUGAUAUUGAAUGUACCUGUAUUUUCCCAGCUGUUGAACUCUGUUUGUAGGAUGACCUUUGAGACGUAAAGUGCACUUUUUCAGCUUCGAGCUCCCCCUCUUGUGACAACACCUUUUGAAAGUCAAUAACUGUCGUGGAACCUUUUUAAAAAUGUUGAGGAAAAUUCUAAUACAAUCUCAUUUCAGACUAGAGGAGGCAGCAGAUGUUCUGACAUUAAGUCUGCAGAACACAGCUGAUAAUUUAACCUGCACAACACAAUUCUAUUAAACUUUUACAUCUGACAAAGACGGGAACGAAAGUGAACAUUUAGGAACUUUAUCUCGGCCUGUUUUUUAAAUUCCUGUAAGUGUAGUGUUGUUCAGCUUUUUAAAAAAAAAAAAAAAAUACAUUUCACAUGUGACCCAGUAGAUAGACAGUUUUGAGUGUAUUUGUUGCUUUUGUAGUUUUUUUCUGCUGAUUUUUGCCUCAACUCUGAUAUGUUAAUCAACUCCUAUAUAAAGUGGCAUGUUUCUCUGUAAAUAGGUUUCUUUUUUGUUUUUUGCGAAGAGCCACAAAGUAUACAUCUCUAUGUCAAUGUUGUAAAAGUCUUUUUUUAAAGAUUCAACUGAGCAACUGUUGCACAUUUUGUUAAUGCUUUACACAUAUGCUGUUCUAAAUUAUUGCAGAUGAGUUGUAAAAUAAAAAUCCAAACUCA
Molecule: messenger RNA, 2886 nt
Organism: Thalassophryne amazonica
Lineage: Eukaryota; Metazoa; Chordata; Actinopteri; Batrachoidiformes; Batrachoididae
Gene: bhlhe41
Product: basic helix-loop-helix family, member e41
Biological process (GO): anterior/posterior pattern specification; regulation of neurogenesis; regulation of transcription by RNA polymerase II
Cellular component (GO): nucleus
Molecular function (GO): RNA polymerase II cis-regulatory region sequence-specific DNA binding; DNA-binding transcription factor activity, RNA polymerase II-specific; protein dimerization activity
Source: RefSeq, a predicted model, not a curated record